Molecule: messenger RNA, 7667 nt
Organism: Homo sapiens (human)
Lineage: Eukaryota; Metazoa; Chordata; Mammalia; Primates; Hominidae
Source: RefSeq, a predicted model, not a curated record
GGUUUGGGAGGCCCAGGCGGCGGAGCCUCCGGGACGGCGAGCGGCGGGCGGCGGAGGAGGAGACGGCAGGUCGGACUGACCAAAUAUGGAAGUGUGCAAGUCUUGAACACAUUAGUUUAUACAAUGUGGCCUGAAAGUUUCCCUCCUCUUUCCAAAUCAACCAUAAUAUUCUGAGGCAUUAAAAAAUAUUUAAUCAUUCAUGUGUUGAGACUCAUUCUUGAGUUAUGGAUGACAAGGCUUCUGUUGGAAAAAUCAGUGUCUCUUCAGACUCAGUAUCUACUCUUAAUAGUGAAGAUUUUGUCUUGGUUUCCAGGCAAGGAGAUGAGACACCAUCUACAAAUAAUGGAAGUGAUGAUGAGAAAACAGGACUCAAGAUUGUAGGGAAUGGAAGUGAACAGCAGCUGCAAAAAGAGCUAGCAGAUGUACUGAUGGAUCCUCCAAUGGACGACCAGCCAGGGGAAAAGGAGCUUGUGAAAAGGUCACAACUGGAUGGUGAAGGAGAUGGGCCUCUUUCUAAUCAGCUCUCCGCUUCAUCCACCAUUAACCCUGUGCCAUUAGUAGGGCUCCAAAAACCAGAGAUGAGCCUACCAGUGAAACCUGGACAAGGAGAUUCUGAAGCUUCAAGUCCUUUCACACCAGUGGCCGAUGAGGACAGCGUAGUUUUCAGUAAACUGACUUACUUAGGCUGUGCCUCGGUAAAUGCUCCCAGGAGUGAAGUGGAAGCCUUAAGGAUGAUGUCCAUCUUAAGAAGCCAGUGUCAGAUUUCACUAGAUGUUACCCUUUCAGUGCCGAAUGUGUCUGAAGGAAUUGUGAGACUCUUAGAUCCUCAGACAAACACUGAAAUAGCAAACUACCCUAUCUACAAAAUCCUCUUCUGUGUCAGAGGGCAUGAUGGAACUCCUGAGAGUGACUGUUUUGCUUUCACUGAAAGUCAUUACAAUGCAGAGCUCUUCAGAAUACACGUCUUCCGGUGUGAAAUACAAGAAGCUGUAAGCCGGAUACUUUACAGUUUUGCCACUGCCUUCCGCCGUUCUGCCAAGCAGACCCCACUUUCAGCCACUGCUGCACCCCAGACUCCUGACAGUGACAUCUUUACCUUCUCUGUGUCUUUAGAAAUAAAAGAAGAUGAUGGUAAAGGUUAUUUUAGUGCAGUUCCCAAAGAUAAGGACAGACAGUGCUUUAAACUACGCCAAGGAAUUGAUAAGAAGAUUGUCAUCUAUGUGCAGCAAACAACUAAUAAAGAACUUGCCAUUGAAAGGUGUUUUGGUCUUCUCCUUAGUCCAGGAAAAGAUGUACGAAAUAGUGACAUGCACUUAUUAGAUUUGGAAUCUAUGGGCAAAAGUUCAGAUGGAAAGUCGUAUGUUAUUACGGGGAGCUGGAAUCCAAAAUCCCCACAUUUUCAAGUUGUAAAUGAAGAAACUCCUAAAGAUAAAGUCCUGUUUAUGACCACAGCUGUAGAUUUGGUAAUAACAGAAGUACAGGAGCCUGUUCGAUUUCUCCUGGAGACAAAAGUCCGCGUUUGCUCACCUAAUGAAAGAUUAUUCUGGCCCUUCAGCAAACGUAGUACUACUGAAAAUUUCUUUUUGAAACUAAAACAGAUAAAGCAAAGGGAGAGAAAGAAUAAUACUGACACUUUAUAUGAAGUUGUAUGCUUGGAAAGUGAAUCAGAAAGAGAGAGGAGGAAAACUACAGCCAGUCCUUCAGUUCGCCUGCCACAGUCUGGAUCGCAAAGUUCAGUGAUACCUUCUCCUCCAGAAGAUGAUGAAGAGGAAGAUAAUGAUGAACCUCUCCUGAGUGGAUCUGGUGAUGUAUCCAAAGAAUGUGCAGAAAAAAUUCUUGAAACAUGGGGAGAACUGUUGUCAAAAUGGCAUCUCAACUUGAAUGUGAGACCGAAGCAGUUGUCAUCCUUAGUAAGAAACGGUGUCCCUGAAGCUCUUCGAGGAGAAGUCUGGCAGCUGCUAGCAGGCUGUCAUAACAAUGACCACCUGGUAGAGAAAUACCGCAUUCUUAUCACAAAGCUCAUUCCUCUAAAGUGAAAAAAAUCUCAUUUGUAUGGUGUUCCCCUUCUGAAGUUCAUGCAUUCCUCAAAGUUUUGCAAGCAAAACAAGAAAAACUAUUUCUUCUACAAGCAUAUCAGGAUUUAAAGUAAUUUUCUGCAAUGUUAGGCAAUGUUUUGUGCCUUUGUGUUCAUGUUUUCGGUUUUAGUUUUAAUUUUCUCAAAUUCUUGAAGUGUUUAUCUUCAGGAAGCAGUUUCUCCAAUAGUAUGCAAAUCCCAAACCUGGGUCGUGAAUGUAUUGCUCAGAAUCUUCAAGAAUAUAGGAGAUUUUUCAAUGUGACAGAAGGUAAAACUUUGUCUUAAAAAAGAAAAAAAGUUAAAACCUUAUAAAUUAUGAAUGAUAUCUCUCUGUAAAGCUGUUAUUUAAAAAAAAAAAAAAAACCUUAUAAGGGAAGAGCAGGCUUUUUUUUUUUUUUUUUUUGAAAUAGAGUCUUGCCCAGGCUGGAGUGCAGUGGCAUGAUCUAGGCUCACCGCAACCUCUGCCUCCCGGCUUUAAGCAAUUGUUGUGCCUCCAUCUCCCAAGAAGCUGGGAUUACAGGUGCGCACCACCAUGCCUAAUUUUUGUAAUUUUAGUAGAGAGUAGGGUUUCUCCAUUUUGGCCAGACUGGUCUUGAAUUCCUGGCCUCAAGCAAUCCAACUGUCUUGGCCUCCCAAAGUGCUGGAAUUACAGGUGUGAGCUGCCUCACCUGGCCUGGAAAAACAGCAUUCAAACAUGAGAUAGGACCUUCACCAGAAAAUGACUUUUAUGUCUUCAGAAUAUUAAUGUUCUUUCCCAUCAUCCUAUAUCCAGACAGAUUUUUUUUGUUUCAAUAAGUAUUCUGAUUCCUUCCAUUAAGUUGAUAUAAUUGUUUAGCUAGUAUUUAUCGUUGAGUAACUGUUACAACCACAGUGUUGGAGCUGGGAGGUUAAACACAAAAGCAAGUAGCUGUCUUAUGAUAGAAUGUGUCUGAAAAAGCACAGUGGGAGCCAUCAAAAGAAGUUAACAGUUCUAUCUGGGAGAACAGAGGAGUCUUUAUCAGGAAUAUAACAUUUGAGAUGAAUUCCAGGUAUAGAAAGAUGGGUACAGCAUUGUACUCAUAGUAUGAACAGAGCCACUGAAGAAUAAGGUUAUAUAACAUGUAUAUCUAGCAGAGAUACACCUAGUUUUUAUUUUCUUUUGUUGGCAAAUCAUAUUUUGGAUUUGUAACACUACUUAUUUUUUUUGAAGUCCUUUGAAAUGUUUGGUCAAAAAUGAUUCUUAAGAGCUUAUUGCUUUAAACGAAAUAUUUUGGUAAGACUAUUCAUAAGACAUGAAGUGUCUGUAACUGAAUGGAUUCUGUUUUUCUGGUUCCUUGAAAGUGGUGACGUCUGUUGAUAGAAAAGGAACCUGGUAGUUAUAUGAUAUGUAAAAGAAAGACUAUUAACAAAAUAUGAAACAUUUGAUUGAUUUGUAUAUACUGGUGAUGUGUACUUUAUAUUUCACAUUAAACUUACAAUUUUGUUUUUCUUUUUGAGACGGAGUCUAGCUCUGUCACCCUGGCUAGAGUGCAGUGCAGUGGUACGAUCUCGGCUCACUGCAACCUCUGCCUCCUGGGUUUAAGCGAUUCUCCUGCCGCAGCCCCCUGAGUAGGUGGGAUUACAGGCACCUGCCACCACUCCCAGCUAAUUUUUUAAUUUUUAGUAGAGAUGGGGUUUCACCAUAUUGGCCAGGCUGGUCUCGAACUCCUGACCUCAUGAUCCGCCCGCCUCGACCUCCCAAAGUGCUGGGAUUACAAGUGUGAGCCACCGCGCCCGGCCCCCCAAAUUUUUUAAUGAAUAUAUAUUAAUUUAAAUUGCUAGUAGAUGAUCAGAAAAUAGAAAUUAUUUAACCACCAUAAUAUUUGUGAAUUUAAAAAAAUGUCAGUGAUAGCUAACGUAAGUUGGUAUUGCUUUUCUUUUCUGUCUUCCUGGAAUUAAGAGUUAUCAUUGUGUGGGAAUGGUAAUUGACAUCUUUUAACUUACUCUGAAAUGUUUUUGGGGGGAGUAAGGUACUUUUUACAGUCUACUCUACCAGCUGAGCUGUCAAAGUUUGCAUAUAAGUUACUUUUUUAAAAGUGCAUAGCUCCAUGACAUUUUACAUAUAAAUACACUGCGGUGACCACUAUCAAGAGCAAGAACAUAUCCAUAACCCCCAAAAGUUACUCAUGUACCUUUCUAGUCAUAAAUACCCUUACUACACCCCUGAGUAAUCAUUAUUCUGGCUUUUCUCUCCUUAGGUUAGUUUUGAUUGUUCUUGAAUUUUUUCUGUUUUGGAGAUGGAGUCUUGCCCUGUCACCGAGGCUGGAGUGCAGUGGCAUGAUCUCAGCUCACUGCAACCUCUGCCUCCUGGAUUAAAGCGAUUCUCCUGCAUCAGCCUCCCAAGUAGCUGGGAUUACAGGCACACGCCACCAAGCCUGCCUAAUUUUUGUAUUUUUAGUAGAGACAGGGUAUCCCCAUGUUGGCUAGGCUCGUCUCGAACUCCUGACCUCAGGUGAUCCCUCCCCUCCCUGGCCUCCCAAAGUGCUAGGAUUACAGACGUGAGCCACCACACCCAUCCUUGAAUUUAAUUUAAAUGCAUUUAUACAGUCACACAGCACGUGCUCAUUUGUAUCUCACUUCUUUCGUUCAUCUAUUUUGAGAGUGUAUCAGUAGCUUGUUUUUUGUUGUCUUUUUAAAAAAUUGUUUAGAGUAUUCCAUUAUAUGAAUAAAUUACACUUUAAAAAUAUAUUCGGCUAUUACAAAUGUUUGUUUUUUUCCAGUUUUAGCUAUUAUGAAUAAAACUGCUAUAAACAUUCUUGCACACAGCAGGAUUUGUACAUAUUAUACUUAUUUAGACAAUAUUUGUGUAUAUAUAUAUACACACCACUAAUUUCUAUAAAGUAUUUAUUCUGAACAUGGCUUCUUUGCCAGAUAUAUGCGUUGUGUUCUGAAAUUUUACAUAUAAUAUUACUUUGAGAUUUUUUUUUUGCUUAGCUUCUUCAAAGACUAGAGCAGGAAAGAGUGACUUGAUUUAUAGAGUGAAGAUCAAAAAAAUUAACCUGGCAAACAAAACUGAUUAAUGUCUUUGUCAUCAUCUUGCAUUAGUUGUCAAGCCUGUCUUGUAUGGGGUACAUGUGGGAAAUUUUCAAUAUACCAUUUUAACCCAAGGACAAAUGACCUUUCAGUAACAUAAAAUACAUAGUAUGCUUUUAAAGGUGUUUCUUAUUUCAAUAAGCAAUGGAGUUAGUUUCUUCUUCCCGUUUUGCUUUUUAAAGUGAAAAUUUUUUAGGUUUUUAAAUUUCAGUAGGGAUCCAGAAGGGAAAUAAUAGAACAAUAGUAAUAGCUACCUUUUUUAGCACUAAGUAUGUGUCAGAUACUGUGCAGCGCACUUGGAUGUGACAAUUCACAGUUCCACCAGCAAUGUAGUUGCAUAUAGUUGUACCAGCAAAGUACCUGCUGCCCCAUAUCCCAACCAGUAUUAGUUGUUAUAUUUAAUUUUUACUAUCAGUGGAUGUAAGUGAUGCCAGCAUAUCUUUUUUUUUUUUUUUUGAGACAGAGUCUUGCUCUGUCUGUCGCCCAGGCUGGAGUACAGUGGCACGAUCUCAGCUCACUGCAACCUCCGCCUCCCGGGUUCAAACGAUUCUCCUGCCUUAGCCUCCUGAGUAGCUGGGAUUACAGGCGCAUGCCACCGUGCCUGGCUAAUUUUUGUAUUUUUAGUAGAUACUAAGUUUCACCAUGUUGGUUAGGCUGGUCUCGAACUCCCGACCUCGUGAUCCUCCCACCUCGGCCUCCCAAAGUUCUGGGAUUACAGGCAUGAGCCACUGCAUGUGGCCUAGCAUAUCUUUAGUUUGCAAUUCUCUGGCUACCAGUAAAUUUGAAUGAUUUGCUCUUCUAUUUAUGUUCUUUGUACAUUUAUCUAUGAAGUCUUUUUAAGAUAACAGUUUCUAAACACUCUCCAUAUAUUAUGUUUACUGAUCCUUUUCAUAUGCAUUAUAAAUAUAUUUUUUAAUGAUUUUAUUUAUGGUUUUAUGCCAUACAAGACAUUUGCAGUUUUUAUGUAGAAAAUUGUGUCUUGGUUAAGACCUCUUCUGUCUCUAUAUUUUGUAAAUGUGGUUUCCAACAUUUUCUUGCAAGAUUUUUAUUCUGUGUGUUAAUUUUUAUGUCUUUAAUCCAUCUGGAAUUUAUUUUUGUAUGUGGCAUGAGAAAGCAGUUCGAUUUUACUUUCUUCCAGAUGGAUAACCAGUUGUGCUACUCCUAUUUUCCUACUCAGUAGAACUACCAUCUUUGUCAUAUUUUAAAUUCUCAUAUAUGCUGGGAUUGAUUUCUAGAUUGUUCUUUGUAUUAUUUGUUUGCAUAUUCCUGUCCCCACACUGUUUUGAUUAAAAAGGCUUUGUAUUAUUUCUGAUAGCUGUGAAAGCAAAUCUUUGUUUUCUAUCUCAUACCUUACUUGACUAUUCUGCAAAUUUAAUCUGCCAUAAAAACCUUAAAAUCUUUUAUCCAAUCUCACUACCACCAUCACCCUAUAAGGUUAUGUGGAGAUUGUUAUUUGAAUUGCAUUUAAUUUACAUACCAGUUGAAGGUAUAAGUUUAACAUGUGAGAAUGCAGUAUGUCUUUUUAUUUGUUCAGAUCUUUCUUUUCUUUUUUUUUUUUUUUUUGCCUUCAAGAAUUCUGAAUUGCCUUCAUAGGGAUCUUGUAGCUUUAUUGUUAAAUUGGUUCCUAAGAAUUAACUUAGCAUGUUCACACUACAGCAAAUGGAAUAGUUUUGUCAGUUUCCAUUUGUAGGUGCUAACUGCUACAAUAGGGAAAAAGAGAGUGAUUUUUACAUUUUUUCUAUUUGCCUCUUAAUAUUUUGAUUAAUUGUCCUAACUUUAUAUCGUCAUCUUUUGAGAUUUUCAGGUGUGUAAUAAUAUCAGCAGUAAAAACGGUUUUACCUCUUUUACAAUGUUUAUGCAGCCUACUACAUUUUCUUGGUUUCGUCUUUAUAUUUUAUAGAAGCAUUAAGACAAUGUUAAAUGAUGAUGGUGAUAACUAGCACCCCCAUCUAAUUCCUGAAUUUAAUUAAAAUGGUUUUAGUUUUUCAAUCUUUUGGAAAACAUAUUCUUUUUUUUUUUUUUUUUUGGUAAACAGUUUGUUUUUGGCCGGGCGCAGUGGCUCACGCCUGUAAUCCCAGCACUUUCGAAGACCGAGGCUGGUGGAUUACCUGAGGUCAGGAGUUUGAGACCAGCCUGGGGAACAUGGCAAAAUCCUGUCUCUACUAAAAAUACAAGAAUUAGCCGGCCGUGGUGGUGGGCACCUAUAAUCACAGCUACUCGGGAGCCUGAGGCAGGAGAAUCGCUUGAACCCCGGAGGCAGAGGUUGCAGUGAGCCAAAAUAGUGCCACUGCACUUCAGCCCAGGUGACAGAGUGAGACUUAAAAUAAUAAUAAAUUGUGUUUAAUUUAAGUGGUUUCCUUCUAUCCCUGCUUUGGAUUUUUUAUUAGGAAUGUUACUGAAUUUUAUCAGCUUUUUCAGGACUAUUACUGAUUUUCUUUAAUUUGUUAAUGGAAUAAGUUACAUAAUCUAUCAACAUGUGAUAGACUUCUUAUAUUGAACUACUACCCUUGGCUUCAUGGAAUAAAUUUUUAUAGACCAAGCA